ACUGAAGAUUACAACAGGAACGUCAGAACGCGUAAAGACUAUUUGCCAAGAAAGGACAAGCAGUGGCUAUUCGUCCAUAACGAACACAGCAGACACAAAUAAAGACGAAACCAAAUCUCCGAACAUAAUUGCGAAAGAUAAGCCUAUAAAAGAAACAAAAACAAAUGAGACCAAAGAAUCUUUCGUAAGUGGGCAGGAUGUAUUACUUUCCGAAGGAGCAUAUGCUAAGAAACGUGGUCUGAAGAUGGAAGAUGAAAAGAAAGUUAGACGGCAUUUUUGCUACCUCAAGGACAACCUAGAGAUAGCAUGUGGUCUUCUUGAUUACUUCAUUCAGGAGGGUAUUUUCACAGAAGACCAGGUCGAACUUAUCAACUCUGAACAAACUAGACGGCGAAAGGUUGAUUGUAUGCUGCGAAUACUUCUUAAAUCGGAAAGUGAAGCAUUCUCUUGGUUUCUUAAUUUCCUAACUAAAACGGACAACGAUCAUAUCAGAAGAGAAUUAGAAUCGGAAGUUGAUAAAAAUACAUUAGAAAUUUCGGAUUCUGAAAACUCUUCUACAACUGAGAUGUGGAAAGUUUUAAAUAUUCUGAAGAAUAAUAAAAGGGAAAUUACCAAGGAAUUGGAACCCGAAAUAGUUCUGAAUUACCUAUUUCAAUACAACCAGUUUUCACUUGAUGAGUAUGAAGAAGUGGUCUCAAAAAAGACAAGGGGACAAACUGCAAAAAAGUUGAUGAAAAUAUUGGCAACGAUUCGGCACAUGCCACGUGGAUAUGCAAUUUUCCUUAAAGCUCUUAAAGAUGAUGGACAGAAAUAUCUGUACAAACUCCUCUCUGAAUACGUAGAGAACCAAACAAAUGUGCAGCCAAGUACAAGUGAAGCUGUCAACCUUACAAAUGUUAAUUUGAUAUGUUUAUUUGCAGAAACCCAAGACUCUGUACUACGUGAAGAUGCUGACUCGAGUGAAAUCAGAAUACUAUUUGAUCCAAAGAAAAAGAGGAAGAUAUAUAAAGAAAUUAUCAAGACUUUUAAUUUACACGACAGAAGGCAAUGUAUUAACGAUAUACUUGUUCCCGAGACGGCUUGCCUACUGGACGAAGCAACAGAAGGAUCUCUUAUCUUAAAGAUUAGAGGUUGUCAUCGUGGUGCAAUUUCUGCAGUAUUUGGGGAUAGUUUAGAUAGUUUAAGGGCUGGCAUAUCAAGAGUUUUAGGCAUAGUGUUUUCGCAAAUUGGGUUGGAUAAAAAUGUGGAAAAUAUGAAAGUCCAGGUAGUGGCAGUUAACUUCGAUAAAACAUUGAAGAACGAAAAUGAUCAAAAAGACGAAAAUUAUAGGAGAAGUAUAGCUGACAAUCUUGAGUAUUUAAAAGAGGAAAUUGACGCCAAAAGUUUGCUGCAUCUUACAAUCUUCUCUGAACAUGAAAAGGAAGCUAUUCUCGAACUAAGAUCAAUGUCUCGGUCAAAAGGUACACAAUUAAUGCUUGAGAUCGCUCUGAAAAAGUCUGAAGAAAAUAUUAGACUGUUUCUUGAAGAGUUAAAAGAAAGGAAGAACUAUGUAUGGGAGAAUAUUUUCAAAGCUGAUAGUGAGACUGACUCCCGCAAGAUGCUGAUUUCUAACUAUUCGAUACUUGUUGAAAAUCUAUGCCCUUCAUUGAUAGCCAGAUAUUGCAAACAAAAUGACUUGAUAGACUUCGAGAAGUUUCAACAUUUUGUUUCAAAUGGAAAACCAAGAACAUGGAUAGCAAAGUUCAUACUUCAUGAAAUUUUAAGACAAAGUGACACAAAAGUCAACACGUUUUUGAACUUGCUGGCUACAUUUCAACCAAGCUUACACUCGACUAUUGUAUCAGGAACAGCUGAUGAUGACUUAUCAGAAGAUCAAGGCGUAUACAGUGAUUCAGAUGAUUUAAACGAUGAUAACUGCUCCAACCUUUCGGGUGAUUUUCGAAUAACCUUUGACGGUGAAAACGUUGGAGGCAUGCAAGAAUGUGUCCUUAAGACAGCCCAAACAUCGGUGAAAGAAAUUCUACAAGCAGACGACAAAGAGAAAGACUGUGAAAGCGGGUACAAAUCAAUGUCGCUGAAGAAAAGGAAAGAAAUGCUUGAUCGCUUAUCGGCUGAUGAACUGUACAGAAACCAACAAGAACAACAAGACGAUAAACAUAAUGCUAAUAAUGGUUCUUCAUCAAAAUAUAAACAGACAACAAAACUUGGUCUGACAUCUACAUCUUCAGGUCAAGCAGUCAUGCCAGAAUCGGGAAAUUGAUUGAUAACUCGAAGAGACAGUGCGAUCAAAUGUUUUAGACAUUUUUAUGAUUUUGUUUUUUUGUGUUAGGUAUGUACGAUAUUUUAAACGUUGUUUCAUGUUUCGAACAAACCUUACUCCAUUUAUAAUAUAAUGAUAUGUUUACAUGACACUGACGUUACCUUUAACUUCAGCCAUUUGUUGAAAAAAAAUUGUCAAGUGAUCAUCCGUAGUGAUGCAUUACAAAUACAAUGUAUAUUUUUAUAUGUUUGUUUUUCCUUAAAAAUAAAUAAAGCGAUAAUCUCUGUUUAAAGAUGGUUAAAUAUGGAAAUAUAACAUUGUAAUAAGUAACAAAGGACAUCAUUUUAAUUGUGAAAAAUACAUAAAAACACACAAUAUCGCCAAUCAACAACAACUAUUCCAUUAAGUCAAUAAAGAUUUGGUCCGACAACAAACAUAAUUUGAUUGAUUUGACAACCACUCAUUUUAAAUAAGAAAGACCAUUCAUACAAUAUUCAUUUAGAAAUAAUUAAAAAAAAACAUUCUAACACUCUCGUAAUUUUGUCACUAUAGACAAAGAAGGAAAAAAAACUGGUGUUAAAUUGCCAAUAAACACCGGUUAGGGACUACUUGUAUAUGCGCUGUUUUAUUUUCAUCCUCGAUUGUAUAGUUUACAAAGCAUUUUAAAGCAACAAUAAAAAACAUUUUUAUUUAUAUGUUCAGUUCGUAUAAUGUUUUCUUUUCAUACAAUACCUUACUAAUAUCUCACAUACACUAACGCCACAUAUUAGAUCCAUAUCAGUUAAUAACUAUUUUGACAAAACGGCGCCAAUCCGUAAGCAGCGUAAUGACGUCAUCCUUAGUAAACAACUCAUUCAUAUAU
Molecule: messenger RNA, 3122 nt
Organism: Ruditapes philippinarum (Manila clam)
Lineage: Eukaryota; Metazoa; Mollusca; Bivalvia; Venerida; Veneridae
Exons: 13
Coding region: 245-2260 (671 amino acids)
Biological process (GO): regulation of apoptotic process
Molecular function (GO): protease binding; death domain binding
Source: RefSeq, a predicted model, not a curated record